CCCCGGCAGCUUCCACGACCCGGCUGGGGCUAUGGCCGGGAGUGGGCGGCGGGCGUUGCGGACGCUGCCGGUGCCCGCCUGGGUGCGGGGCUCGGGCUCGACCGUGCUGAGCCGCCUGCGCGACGCAGCCGUGGUGCGGCCGGGCUUCCUGAGCGCGGCCGAGGAGGAGACGCUGAGUCGCGAGCUGGAGCCCGAGCUGCGCCGGCGCCGCUACGAAUACGAUCACUGGGACGCGGCCAUCCACGGCUUUCGAGAGACAGAGAAGUCGCGCUGGUCACAGGCAAGCCGGGCCAUCCUGCAGCGCGUGCAGGCGGCCGCCUUUGGUCCUGGCCAGACCCUGCUGUCCCCAGUGCACGUGCUGGACCUGGAACCUCGGGGCUACAUCAAGCCCCACGUGGACAGCAUCAAGUUCUGCGGAGACACCAUAGCCGGUCUGUCCCUGCUGUCCCCCAGCGUCAUGCGGCUGGUGCACACCCAGGAGCCCGGGGAGUGGCUGGAACUCUUACUGGAGCCAGGCUCCCUGUACAUCCUUAGGGGCUCAGCCCGUUAUGACUUCUCCCACGAGAUCCUUCGGGAUGAGGAGUCCUUUUUUGGGGAGCAUCGGGUUCCUCGGGGACGACGCAUCUCAGUGAUCUGCCGCUCCCUCCCUGAGGCCAGAGGGCCCAGUACGCCCAGCACCUGCUCCCAGCCAACAGAACCCCACAUCCUCCCCUAGCUUCUCAGACACAAGCUUAUGAAUAAAGUGGAGAAUGGACA
Messenger RNA from Talpa occidentalis (Iberian mole), 756 nucleotides. RefSeq names its product alkB homolog 7 (gene ALKBH7). NCBI's taxonomy places the organism in Eukaryota, Metazoa, Chordata, Mammalia, Eulipotyphla, Talpidae. The transcript is spliced from 4 exons. Gene Ontology annotation, biological process: DNA damage response; fatty acid metabolic process. Gene Ontology annotation, cellular component: mitochondrial matrix. The coding region runs from base 32 to 715 and encodes 227 amino acids. The record is from RefSeq and is a predicted model, not a curated record.